GAUUUUGGUUGAAACGACGAGCCGAUUCGGACGCGAUUUUUGUAUCGGGUUUAUUUAGGUUGUUACGUUCUCUUCGCGUCGUUUCUUGUUUCUUUGUUUCGUCGGAUUUUCGCGCGUGCAGCGAGCAAGGAAAACUAAUCAUACAUAAUCAUACAUUUUCGUGGAGCAAAAACACACGGCAAUGUAAAUGUUUGAUUAUAUUUUCAUUUAAAACGGAGCCAAACAACUGUGUACUUGUGUGAGUGUGUGUGCGUGCGGUGGCUGCGUGCUUGUGUGGAAAAGUGAAAAUGCUAUUUGGGCCAUAAUUGUAUUGAAAUUCUUAGCAACAACAACAAACCAAACCUCGAGUUCGUGGCAAAAAAUAAGUUCGAAAAAAAAGACGAAAACCCCAACAAAAGGAAGUGAAAAAGUGAGCGGCUCAGGGAUUUUUUAUGCUGUGCUCCAAGUGAAAUAAAGUCUUUGGGAAAUAAUUAUUUAUUGUAAUUCCUUCGCUGAGGAAACAUACAAAAUAGAAAACAAAAAGAUAAUCUCCUGUCCCGCUCACACUUUCCGCCUGACCUCGGUUAUCAUAUGUUACCUCCCUGUUGUUCUUGUUGUUGCUUUGAAUGUGCUGCAACAUUUUUGUAUUGUUGCCAUGCUGAAAAGUUGUUUUCAUCCCCGUGUAAAAAUAGUUUCAAACAAAAAAUAUAAAACAAAACCCCCACGAAGGCAAGGAUAAAAUAACCGCAGGCAAUUGAAUUGAUCGAAAAACAAGCAUAAAUCCACGUCUACGAUUUUAUUGGAAGAUCAUGGCCUCUGCAACUAAGGGGUCACCCUCAAAAAACGUAACCAGGUGCUAGAAUCAACUUUUCGUUAGCUUGGUAGAUUGCAAUUGGAAACAAAGUUCACUUUAACUGAGAUAAAACGCAGAGAAUCCACACAUAUCCGGCGUAGAUCGUGGCCAGGCCGAAGAAUUUAAUCUGAUGGUUGUGGCUCGCGAAGAUGCCUUCAGCGAACACGGAAGACUUGCGGCGAAAGUUUCUAGUAGUGCAGCAGCAGCGCUCCGCACCGCCCAAUCUGACCGGGGACACACUGUCAUCGGGAAUUCCGAAUGCCAGUGCCAGCUCGGCCACCACCAGCCUGAUGAUGACAACGUCUACGGGUCUGGGCGGUGUGGCCAUGGGUGCGGGAGAGCCGGAGCGUACGUAUGUCUUUCCAGGCGGCAAUCCGGUCGUAGGUAGCGCACCUGGUGGAGGAGGACAAGGCAUUCCCGGAGUGGCGAUGGCAGCUCCAUCGCGUGGUCAUGCCCGCUCAAUUAGCCAUGGCGGAGGAGCCAUUGUUGGAGCCAAUGGGCGACCCAUUAAGUCGGCCAUGAAGGGCCACCAGCGAGCCUUUUCGCAGGGACAAAUCACAGACUCACCACCCGGAAGUGCUGCGCCCGCGGGCAGAGGUCACAGUCGCGUGGGCUCCAAGACGGAUUUCAUUCUUCCACCGGGUCACAAGGAGGAACCGGCAAGGGAACCCUCGGCGCCCACAUCAGCGACCGGUGGGCGUGGCCAUUCGCGGCAAGCAUCGCGAUCCGAAUCCAUAUACACACUCCGGCGGACGGAGGCACCGCCCUGGUGGAAACGCCUUACCCUGUGCAAUUACAACACCGGCGACAAGUUCGAAGAGCGAAGCUAUCGAACGGUGGUUCCCAAUCACACAGUGCCACCGAAGACCCCAAAGAGGGAUCAUCCCAAUGGUCAGUUUGUUGGCAACAAGAUACGGACAACGAAGUAUACGCUGCUCUCGUUCAUACCGAAGAAUCUGCUGGAGCAAUUCCAUCGUGUGGCCAACUUGUAUUUCAUUUUCAUUGUCCUGCUGAAUUGGGUGCCGGAAAUAAGUGCGUUUGGCAAGGAGGUGGCCAUGAUACCGGUCCUCUUCGUCCUGGGUGUGACUGCUGUAAAGGAUCUCUUCGAGGAUCGGAGAAGAAGGGCGUCCGACAAGAGGAUAAACAACACCACAUGCCGCGUUUACGAUGGAGAAACGGAGCGGUACAAGAAGGUGAAAUGGCAGGAGUUGCGUGUUGGGGACAUUGUCCACUUGUCCAACAACGAGACGGUGCCGGCGGACAUCCUGCUAUUGCGAACAAGCGAUCCCCAAGGGGUGUGCUACAUAGACACCUGCGAUUUGGACGGUGAAACGAAUCUGAAGCGGCGCGAGGUUGUACGUGGCUUCGAGGAAAUGCAGAGCAUUUUUGUGCCCAGCAAGUUUGUUAGUCGCGUGGAAGCGGAUGCGCCGACCACGAAGCUAUAUAGAUUCCAUGGGGCCUUAAUACAUCCAACUGGUGAGCGUGUGCCCAUAUCGACCGAGUGCCUUUUGCUGAGAGAGAGCAGACUGAAGAAUACGGACUAUAUCGAAGGUAUUGUAGUCUAUGCGGGACAUGAAACGAAGUCUAUGCUGAAUAAUAGUGGUCCAAGGUACAAGCGAUCCCAGGUGGAACAGCAAAUGAAUAUUGAUGUGAUAUGGUGUGUGAUAAUUUUGUUGAUAUUGUGCGUUGUUGGCGCUAUUGGAUGCAGAAUGUGGUUGAGCUCGUUUACCCAUUUCCCGGUGCCCUAUUUGCCCCCGAAUAAACUGACUGCCAAUAUGGAGAGCAUGUGGAUUUUCUGGACGUACAUCGUCAUCCUGCAGGUGAUGAUUCCACUGUCGCUCUACGUGACCAUCGAGCUGUGCAAAAUCCUGCAGGUCUUUCACAUCCACAACAAUGUCGAUUUAUUCGAUGCGGAGACUAACAAGCAAACGGAAUGCCGGGCGAUGAACAUAACCGAGGAGUUGGGACAGAUCCAGCAUAUAUUUACAGAUAAAACAGGUACUCUCACAGAGAACAAGAUGAUCUUUCGACGAUGCGUUGUCAAUGGAUCGGAUUACAAUCAUCCGCCAUCGGAGCUUGAAAAGAUAUACUCUAAGCCAGGCGCACCAGCGCCACCACUGAUUCCGAAUGAUAAUCUAAAUAGCGACAUGGCACAACUUACACAAGGAACAUAUCUCACACCUCAUGCGCAGCGCAUUCAAGAAUUUCUCGUGGUACUGGCCAUCUGCAACACGGUUAUCGUGGGUGCCGCCCCUCAUCGAGAUAUGAUGAAUGCCAGUGGGAUUAUCGAAGUGCAGCAAAUAGGAAACAGUCCGGCGAAUCUUAAGCACGGCAAGCAGCGACAGAAGCUGCUGGCCAGUAGCACAAGUACGACCACGACGACGACUAUAAUAAAUGGACCUACGACACAGCCGCAGGUAGUGUCCAUUCCAGCGGAUCGUUAUAUCAGGCUGGCUGAGUCACGAUCGGUGACUCCUUCUCCACCUCCCAAUCUGCUUUUUGCGUUGCCGGCUCAGAGCCAUCAGCCAACGCUUUCGCCUAUCAGCAGCUCUGCUGAAUCGUCACCGAAUUCCGAGUCUGAAUCACCAUCACCGCCGAUGAAAAACAAGUCCCUUUCCAACAGUAUUUCGCCCACCGGCAGGGCCAAGGCAGUCAUUAACUCCAAGAUUACCAGUAUAGCAACCUUUCUGAAUGCCAAAACUCAGGGAAAGCGAAUGAAGUUGCCUUCAUCCAAAACGGGAACGAUUUACAGAACCGCCGAUGGGCGACCGCUCUACGAAGCCGAGAGUCCUGAUGAGUUGGCCCUCGUGAAUGCAGCCUAUAGCUAUGAUUGCUGCCUACUUAAUCGCAGUCCCAAUCAGAUUUUGGUCAGCAUGCCAAUGGCGGGAGCCACAAGAGAGUACGAGAUACUCAAGGUGCUGCCCUUUGAUUCCAGUCGCAAGUGCAUGUCAAUUGUGGUUCGACAGAUUGGCAGUCAGGAGAUUGUGCUGUACACCAAGGGCGCAGAUAGCUCUAUCAUGCCCGUCUUGGUGCCUUGCUCGCAUAACAGUCCCGAAGGCAUAUUGCGAGAACAGACCCAGCAACUGCUAGAUCGGUAUGCCCGCGAAGGUUUGCGCAUCCUAGUAAUGGCCAAACGGACUCUGAACUCUGCCGACUAUACGGAUUGGUGGGCGCGGCAUCAGGAAAUCGAGAUGUCGUUGGAGAACCGCGAACGAAGAUUACGUGAUUCAUUCGCGAAGCUGGAAAGCAAUCUGACUCUGUUGGGAGCAACAGGCAUCGAAGAUCGCCUACAGGAUGGAGUGCCGGAGACGAUAGCCUCGCUUCUCUCCGCGGGGAUUUCAGUUUGGGUUCUGACUGGUGACAAGCCCGAAACGGCCAUAAAUAUUGCCUACUCUGCAAAGCUAUUUACCCAGCAAAUGGAGCUCAUAAGGUUAACAGCACGAUCCCGCGAUGCUGCUGAAACAGCCAUAAAUUUCUAUCUGACUGAUAUGGAGAAUGACAAGACAACAUCCACGUUAGGCUAUGGCCAGUCGUUAAGAAAGAAACAACGCGCAUUGGUAGUGGAUGGAAAGACCUUAACAUUUAUCCUUGAUCCAAAAUCCAAACUAAUCCUGCCUUUUCUGCGGCUGUCUAAGCGGUGCGCUUCGGUACUCUGCUGCCGAUCCACUCCGCUGCAAAAGGCCUACCUAGUCAAAGUGGUUAAGGAGGAGCUCAAUCUGCGAACCCUGGCCAUCGGGGAUGGCGCCAACGAUGUGUCCAUGAUCCAGAUGGCAGACGUGGGCGUUGGAAUCUCUGGUCAAGAAGGCAUGCAGGCCGUCAUGGCCGCCGAUUUCACAUUACCCCGCUUUCGUUACUUGGAGCGCCUACUCUUGGCGCACGGCUAUUGGUGCUACGAUCGAUUGUCCCGCAUGAUUUUAUACUUUUUCUAUAAGAAUGCUGCCUUUGUCUUUCUGAUAUUCUGGUACCAGUUGUACUGUGGAUUUUCUGGCCAAGUGAUGAUGGAUCAGAUGUACUUGAUGCUGUAUAAUUUAAUAUUCACCUCGCUGCCACCAUUGGCCAUUGGAGUGUACGACAAGCGUGUGGCCGAAGAUCUCCUGCUAAAAAAUCCAUAUCUCUAUAAAAAUGGUCGACUGGGCGUAGCUUAUAGACCACACGACUUUUGGCUAAUACUACUGGAUGCCCUCUAUCAGAGCCUGGUCAUAUUCUUCGUGGCGCUGUGCGCCUAUGCGGAGAGUGAUGUAGGAAUCUGGGAGUUUGGUACGACGAUAACGGCAUCCUGUCUCUUCGCCAACCUCGUACACUGUGCCAUUGAAAUACGUUCCUGGACUGUGCUGCAUGUCUUAUCCAUAGUGCUUAGUCUAGGUUCCUUCUACCUCUUUGCGAUCGUUUACGAUUCUGUGUGCAUGAAUUGCUUCGGAGUCCGGUCGUCAUACUGGGUCAUCUUUGUGUGCUUUGCCUCCGCUGUUCACUGGCUAGUGAUAAUGCUCUCCACAGUGGUGGCAGUUCUGCCACGCCUGCUCCUAACAACAGUGCGCAUUUCGUUGUGUCCCGACGACAGCACCAAAGUUAUUCUGCAAAGCAAACGGGAGCGCAGCAGAGGUGAGGCUUUGUUAGUUACUUGGUCGCGCUCCACGUCAGCCUCAUCAAUCUAUAGAAUCACCGAUUAUGGGUCUAAGAAUCAGAUUAUAACAACGAUUACCUGAUUAAGCGCCAAAAUGCAAUUCUUCGGCUAUCUCAGCGGCAACUAAAAUAAGGAAGACGACUAGCAACCCCCAAAACUUGUACACAUGUGCUUUCGCUCUUAAUAUGUGGCCUUCGACACCGAUUAUUGAUAAUAUUGCGUUAGUUUAGUUAAUCCACUUAUCUUAAAAGUACUUAGUAAGCAAUUCAAAUAAUUUGUUUAGCGAAUGAUUGAGUAAGCGCUUAGAUUUCCGAGUUAUCUAUCUGAAUAUUAGUUAAACUGUUUGCCUUAACACUAGAAUGAAAGCAAUUGCACAAUUGCAUGUAUGUCAUAGUUUACAUAUUUAUUUGUAUAAAACUAGGGAGCCAGAAGUGCUCGAGAAUUGAACCCAACCUAACCGACUAUUGUUAAAUAGAAGCGAAAAUGCAAUGCUUAUUUAUGUGUACGAUUAUUUAAACUAGCGACUAAUAGAUGUAUCACCCUAACAGAAAUACUUGACAAUUCAAACACAACAGAACUCCAUUGCGAGUUCGAUGAUAAGGCUGUGAUUCUACACUCAUGAAGGAUAUACCUAAGCAUAUGAUAUAUAUAUACAUACACAAACCUAUAGACCUUAGAUGUUAGUUGCAUUGAUUCAAGUAUUGACAGAAUUGUUUCUCACCUUCUGUUUCUUAGUUUGUUGUGUAAACAAGAACAUUUUUUACUUUUUUAUUGAGACCAUGCAAUGACAAGUUGUAAUAAUCGAUUGUUGUAAUCUAUUAGUUGUACUAAACCAAUUAAUCUACUUGUAGUCCUCUUCAAAAAGAAUACAAUAAGAUAAACUCUAAAUGCAAUUCGAAAUUAACUGGGUUUGUUAAGAGAAUGAAUACCAGAGAGCAAAAAUUGUUAGCUGAAUAUUUACAUUGUUGAAAAGCAAGAAAUCAUUAAAUGAAAUAAAUGUAUAUUUACCU
Messenger RNA from Drosophila melanogaster (fruit fly), 6463 nucleotides. RefSeq lists its product as uncharacterized. The transcript has 15 exons. Gene Ontology annotation, cellular component: membrane; endomembrane system. Gene Ontology annotation, biological process: lipid translocation; phospholipid transport. NCBI's taxonomy places the organism in Eukaryota, Metazoa, Arthropoda, Insecta, Diptera, Drosophilidae. Gene Ontology annotation, molecular function: nucleotide binding; ATP hydrolysis activity; magnesium ion binding. Bases 982 to 5535 code for a protein of 1517 amino acids. The record is from RefSeq and is marked reviewed.